Helianthus annuus (common sunflower) is the source of this 2206-nucleotide messenger RNA. RefSeq lists its product as uncharacterized. The transcript is spliced from 9 exons. The coding region runs from base 282 to 2090 and encodes 602 amino acids. The record is from RefSeq and is a predicted model, not a curated record. NCBI's taxonomy places the organism in Eukaryota, Viridiplantae, Streptophyta, Magnoliopsida, Asterales, Asteraceae.
UACUGUAAGAAAGCCAUCCGGACGUCAACCCCACAUAUCCAACCCAAUUUAUAAUCACUUUCAAUUCCGAAACUGUAUUUUCUUGAUAAACACGGCGUACUCGAAAACCGCGUUCGAUACUCAAAAUUCCAUCAAAUUCCUUCAAUUCCUUUCAUUUAAAUCCAAAAUUCGCCUGAAUCACCUGUUACGCUGCACAAAUCGAUCCGUAUUUACACAUUUUACGGUGAAUUGGUACCAAUUUGAACAGGUUUGGAAUUGAGGUGCAUGUGGUGGAAUGUUACAUGGAAACUGUGGUAGCAGUGGAAGAAGGUGAGGGAAAGAAGCAAGAGAGUGGUUCUGCAAUUCAGAUUGCUGAUCCUGUUGUUUACAAGCUUGCUCGGGUUGUAGGUGAUGGGAGGUAUAUACCUGCAACUGAUGAUGAAGUGAUGAAAGCUGAAGACUUGAUUGAUCAUAAGAGUGAACUGCAUUACGUUCUGGGCGACAGUCAGACUGCAGUUUGCACUUCAAACGAUGACACUUUUGGUCAGGAGUUCAUGGCCAUCGACUGCGAACUUGAAGACCUCUUGAAAUUCGAUGACCCUUCUACUCAAGGAGAAAUAUCAGAUGCAGUAGUAGACACAAGAGUUGACCUCGGGAAAUUGAAUCCGCAAUUUGAGGAAAUUACUCGAUCAGAGUCAACUCCCAUUGACCAAUCUGGAGAUGUAAAGCAAGCAGACCAUGUAGCAGGAUCAGCCGAGAGUGAACCGUCAAUAUCAACCAUAUGUGCUAGUUGGAAACCGGAUUUCUCUAAGCUGAAAGGGGAGAUAUGUCUGGACGAUCUUUCCGUUAAAGAACUUCAUGCAACUUUUAAAGCUACAUUCGGCAGGGAGACUUCCGUUAAGGACAAACAAUGGCUCAAGCGAAGGAUUUCCAUGGGUUUGUCUAACUCUUGUGACGCUUCUGUUACCACUUUUAAUAUCGAAAAUAAUGAAGUAAAAAAGAAAGACAAAUCAGAAGAGUGUAUUAAUCAAGAUGAGAAUCAUAACAAGGAUUCUUUUAGUGGUGAUGAUAAAAUUUCGGUUGGUCAAAGUCAAACUAUUCAAAUGGAAGAUCAUUUCAGUGGAAGCAACAAGAAUGUGCAAAGUGAUGCUGCACCUCAGCGUCAUAUUGCUUUUGAAGAUGAUAAUCAGGGAAAUAAAAGAGUUAGGAAGCCCACAAGGCGGUAUAUUGAAGAAGUUUCGGAAUCAGAUUCCCGGGAUUAUAGUGGACGAACGGUUUCUUCUGUUAGAAGUUCUGGAAAUGGGCCGAGAACUCGGGUCCGGCCUGUUCAUAAUAUCCAGCCUGUUAGAAGACCACUUGUUACCCGUCAGGAUUCUCUCGGAGGUUCCGGGGUUAAAGUUCCAUACGUUUCUAGGAUCCGUAGAGGACGCCCAAGAGAAAACUUCAUGGCUCUUAUGAAAUUUCAGCCCCACGGAAUGGGAAUGUCGGCAAGACUGGUAAAGAAGGCUCAGGAUGGACACGAUCCUCAGUCCGAUAAUGACGUAGAGAACCAAGAACUCAAAGCUACACCAGCCACUGGAUGGCCUCUGCAGCCUCUAAUUAAGGAACCAAGAGAAAAUGAACAGUACUCGGAGCAAUCAGCAGACAUAGACACUAACUCAGAUGAAGGACACUUGGAUUCGUAUGCAGACGUUGAUUCAGAUGAAAAUAUAUUAACGGUGCCAACUGCAAAAGGUGGGAUGAGGAGGAAACACCAUAGACCAUGGACUCUUAGUGAAGUUGUUAAGUUAGUUGAAGGUGUUUCUAGGCAUGGUGCUGGCAGGUGGUCUGAGAUUAAGAGGAUUGCUUUUGCAACAUGCUCACAUCGCACAUCUGUUGAUCUCAAGGACAAGUGGAGGAAUCUUUUGAGAGCUAGUUUCGCACAGUUACCAGCUGACAAAGGGGUUCAAAAUUCGAAGAAGCACUCGUCAAUCCCGAUACCUGCACCGAUUCUGUUAAGAGUGAGAGAGCUUGCGGAGAUGCAAUCACAGGUGAGCCCGGAUUUGAAAGCAGUGAAAUUUGAUGGACAUAGUAGUAGAAAUGUAAAUGAUAUAAGGUCUGGGUUUUUGUAAUUGUGUAAAUUGCUUGUUAAAGUUGGGAUGACUAAUAUUAGGAAUAAGAAUGGUUGGUUGGUUGUACUGAUUGAUGAUGGUUGCUUUGCUUCUUAUUUAAAGUAUUUUGUACAUAA